Molecule: messenger RNA, 1145 nt
Organism: Emiliania huxleyi CCMP1516
Lineage: Eukaryota; Haptophyta; Isochrysidales; Noelaerhabdaceae
Exons: 6
Coding region: 153-878 (241 amino acids)
Cellular component (GO): proteasome core complex
Source: RefSeq, a predicted model, not a curated record
CUCUACUCACGCCGGCCUCCAGCGCGCGCUGCCCACUCCCCACGAAUCUCUUCGCGCCCUCGCCACCGCGCCGCGCUGUCACCUGCGGGGCCGUGGGCUGACUGCUGGGGCGAACGCUCUCCGAGACGCUUGCUCUUCCGCUGCAGGCGAGCAUGUCUUGCACCGAGCCGCUGCGCCUGAGUGCUGCUCCCAAGGCUGGAGUGCGCGGCCCGCACGAGCGCCGAUUCAACCCGUACGACCACAACGGGGGGACGGUGCUCGCCGUGGCUGGCACCAACUUUGCCAUCGUCGCGGGCGACACACGGAUGAGCUCCGGCUUCAACAUCCUCUCGCGCAACCAGUCCAAGCUGCUGCAGCUGACGGCGACAACGGUUCUCGCGACGGGCGGCUUCCGCGGCGACGUCUCCACCCUGCAGAAGCUCCUCAAGGCGAAGCUCGUCGAGUAUGAGCACAAGCACGGAGAGCCGAUGAAGGUGCACGCGAUUGCGCAGAUGCUCGCAAACACGCUGUACGGCCGCCGCUUCUUCCCCUACUACACGUGGAACAUCCUCUCCGGCAUGGAUGAGAACGGCGUCGGCUGUGUCUACUCGUACGACCCAGUCGGAAACUACGAGCGCGUGCGCGUCAACGUCACCGGCUCGGGCGAGCCGCUGAUCCAGCCGCUUCUUGACAACCAGUUCGAGAGGCAGCACCAGCAGCUCGCGUCCAAGCCGCCGCCGCUGAGCGUGGGCCAGGAUUUGGCCGAGGCGACUGCCAUCGUCAAGGACGCCUUCUACUCGGCGGGCGAGCGGGACAUCUACACGGGCGACACGAUGGAGGUGUGCGUUAUCACAAAGGAUGGGGUCAAGCUCGAGUCCUUUGAGCUCAACGUCGACUGAGCUCACUGCGCCAGCUGGCCGUCGGUGGGUGCCCUUCGCGCGGACAGCGUGCCGCCUCGCGCAUGCACACAGCGCACGUUCCCGGUGCACAUUCGUCGGUCCGGCACACACACGUUGAGACUCCGGGGUGCAGCCUCAUCUAGCCGCACGCAGCACCAGUACGGCAAAGGUCAGUCGUCAGAGGACAUCGCGCGCCGCCGAGAGUCGACCGGCACGCAACAAAGAAGUCAGAACGACACCAGUUUCAAUAAAAUAGAGCGAGUGUGU